UCCAGUAUAUUUGCUUUUUUGCGAGUUUAACUUCACGCAGGACACAGUGGAGAAAUAAUGUCACUUGUUUUUGUUCAUUCAUCAACUUCCUUUCGAUAAGUGACAAGGUCAGAUUCUCCCUGAAAGGAGUUGAAAACCGCGACAAGCGGUUUCAGAUCUACCGAUUCCUGUUGGAGAACUGCAAUGAUGUCCAGCGCUUCAACGUCACUAACAAAAUAAACCAAGCCAUCUUAGCAAGCUUUGCAGAUGAAGAGCUACCUCUGGACGCAGGUGGUGCUGAAAUCCUUUCUGAAGCCUUCAACAUAUUGAGCUUAAAAGAGCUUAAACUUCAGACCGUAGGAGGAGUAACAGCAGGGGAGGAAGCAGAGGAAGAGAACAUGGCCACAAUGGCUAAAGUUGCCCUGCAGGCUGCUCAGAAGAAGACCGCGUCCCAGAUCCAUAAGAAGGUCUUCAUCGAGCACACGGUGCCUCUCAUCAUCAGCCUGAAGAGUUUGCUAGAAGAAAAACGCUCUCCUGCCCUCAGAGACCUCAUGGCCUUCCUCCAGGUGACGAUGCAGGACAACCCUAAUAAGAUGAAAGAGCUUUUCUCUGGUGAUGAACAGCUGCUUGCUGAGGUGGAGUUUUCUCUGAAGACGGCUGAGAAAGAGAGAGUGAUGAGUGAGAUGGAUCAUCAGUUUGAAAACUUUACCCUGACUGGAGAUGCUAACACUCCCACUGCACAGGACUCUCCACAGAGGUCCAGGCUCAUUCUCCCUGUUAGAUUUGCCACUCCACAGCCGGCACGACCAUAUCAGCUGUCAGAACAACUAUCACAAACUGAUGGCAGGUGUAUGAACAGACGCACGCGGGACAAACGUAUCAGGCCAAAUUCAGACACUUUGAAAGGAACAGUGUUGGAGAAAAGGGCUGUGGGUGAUCGAGCUAUCAGCACACCAAAAGUUGGAACCCUCAACUUAACGUUCGAUGAAGGAUUCAGUGCAAUUUUCAGUGACCGAGGAACAAGUCUCGGGGGAGACACCAGUGUUGAUCAUGUGCAGCCACAAGAGCAGCAAGCUCCUCAGCUGAGGCAGUGGGAUGUGCAGUCCCCACUCAGGCAGAAGAAAAGAAAUCCCAAGUUUGGCAAAUGAUCUCAUGGAAGAAUAUGUUUGUGGUUUUGUUUUGAACACAAACUCGACACAACAUUUCCAAUGUAGCCGUUAUUCCACCACAAAACUGCAGGUGCCCUGUAAGUUGACUGAUCUGCUCAAAACUUCAUAUGUGAGACCAGGGCCCUGAACAUGUCUGCAUCCAUAACCAGCACAGAGGACAACGUGUCAGAGUUUACUGAACGCAUCAAAGGUAAAAGUUAUUAACGGUUUUGUGCAUUUGAAAGUGUGUGGCCAUGGCAACCAUCGGAAGUUUGGCCAAUUUGACAAUUCACCACCACUCCCCGAGUUGCUUUCAUGACUGCGAGACCGUCAUGAAGUUUGUUUAUCUCUUCACCAGUUUCCAGUUCUGAAGCGUGGUUGGGAACCUCUGGUACCAUGAACCAAAUAUUAGCAUGCCAAAAUAGACCAUUUGUAAUAUUUUGAUAUUAAUGUAUGAAAUAAGAUGAUUAAAAAUAAAUAUCUGAUUGUUUUCUAUGAACUCCA
Solea senegalensis (Senegalese sole) is the source of this 1631-nucleotide messenger RNA. Its product is annotated as condensin-2 complex subunit D3-like. Bases 378 to 1127 code for a protein of 249 amino acids. The transcript has 10 exons. Gene Ontology annotation, molecular function: histone binding. Gene Ontology annotation, cellular component: condensed chromosome, centromeric region. The record is from RefSeq and is a predicted model, not a curated record. Gene Ontology annotation, biological process: mitotic chromosome condensation; meiotic chromosome condensation. Lineage: Eukaryota; Metazoa; Chordata; Actinopteri; Pleuronectiformes; Soleidae.